Molecule: messenger RNA, 1533 nt
Organism: Diutina rugosa
Lineage: Eukaryota; Fungi; Ascomycota; Pichiomycetes; Serinales; Debaryomycetaceae
Gene: UTP9
Product: Utp9p
Exons: 1
Coding region: 1-1533 (510 amino acids)
Biological process (GO): maturation of SSU-rRNA from tricistronic rRNA transcript (SSU-rRNA, 5.8S rRNA, LSU-rRNA)
Cellular component (GO): nucleolus
Source: RefSeq, a predicted model, not a curated record
AUGGCUGGGGUCACCUGCUACGUCUACAACGACGUCUACGCCAACGUCAUCGCUAAGGCCGGGCGCAACGAGGUCCAGCUAGGGAGCGUGCUGGCCGAGGGUCAUCUUGAACCGCCGCAACACCGGUACGAGCUCGCCGGCGAUGAGGCCGUCAUCGACUCGGUGUGGGUGCCUCUACAACCCGCCGCUCCUCUGAACAAGAAACGCAAGCAGGGCCUGCUGUCGCCGUCAUCACUGUCCAAUACACUGCCGAUGUUGUGGUGUGUGCUUCUGCUGGGCCAGUCUCGCGUGUUUAGCCCGCUGCCCAUCGAUAUCGACACCCCCAAAUUCACCGCCAUCGCUCGAGGAAUCAACUCCGUAUGGGGGGCCACCGACUCCAAGUUGGUCGAAUACACUCUUAGUGGUCCUACGGGGCUCACCAUCAAUUCAGAACCCGCCAACUUGCUUAAGGAGCUCGCGGUGAACGCGCCCAAGAAACUGCUGAAACCGACCCCUCAACUGUUUUGUGCUAUUGCUGACGACAGUGUUGGCAUCUACAAGACUACGAGAAAGACAGCCAAUCCGACUUUUCUGCUAGACUUUGCCCCGACGCUGGUGGCGCAGCUGGCGAGAAUACUGACGAUUGUCUUUGCCAACUCUGACAGGGUGCAAGCCCGCGACAUCGAAACCCUUAAUCACGCCACCUACAACGUGUCUGGUUUACUGGAUAUUACCUCAUUGACCACCGUCAACAAAGCUGGCUACGACUACUUGUUUGUUUGUGGCACUGGUGGGGUAUCGGGGUACCGCCUCGACUUUAUCGACCUGGCCACAAAUGAGCGCCCCCAGUGGAGAUGGUCCACGGAAACCCCCGUGCUGCAAGUAUACCACCACGCUACCGGGUUAAAGGCAGUCGUGUACCAAGGGAUCGACCCAGUCCUGGUAGAUUUGGAGUGGGACGACGAAAAACCCGGCAAAUACAUCGUCGAUACCCCCACCCCGCAACCUCAACCGGAAGACAAACGCAGUCUGCUGCUUCUUGAGCUCCCUGAGACGAACGGUAGCGUUGUCGAUGGUGCUGAAAUCACUCCCGAAAGACUCCACCAGCGACUCGUGGCGGCGUUGGAUGAGGACUCGACCCAAUCGGUAGCCAUCUGCGCUUCUUGCGCCGACGAUACCGUGAUUAAGGAGACCGUCAAACGGUUCAGACCUGUCCCUGCCCCGCUUUUCGAAGCUGUGGCCGAAGAAGUGGCUCUGGACCCGCUGCUGCUGCUGCUGUCAUUAUCCACCUGGCUUAAAUGGUUGUUGCUCUUGCACGGAGGUGCCCUCGCCAAGAACCCGUUGGUGGUUCCCACUCUCCAGCGACUCCAGCUGGGGUUGGACGAAGGGAUGAAGGUGCUCUCGCACUUGCUUGCCCUCCAGGGUCGCCUUCAGCUUCUCAACUGCCAGGGCCAGUUGCGUGAAGAGGAAGAGGACGAUGACGAAGACGAAGACGAGGUGCCAGCGCCGCAACCGGUGGCCGACAUCGAGUACGCCAACGGCGAGGCCGAGUAG